This is a messenger RNA of Callorhinus ursinus (northern fur seal), 3398 nucleotides long. RefSeq names its product pre-mRNA processing factor 38A (gene PRPF38A). NCBI's taxonomy places the organism in Eukaryota, Metazoa, Chordata, Mammalia, Carnivora, Otariidae. The record is from RefSeq and is a predicted model, not a curated record.
GACCAUCAUUGAUUCGGUCGGCGACGCAGUUCGCGGAAGGAAGGUCCGUUCCUUGCAGCAUUCCGGGUACCAAGAUGGUGGCCUGAGCUCUUUAGAGAGACUUCCUCCAUCCUUCUCCGUCCCUCUCAGAUUUUUUUUUUUAACCUGGAUGUGACGCAUUAAAGGACCCGACGGAAAUAGAACUGAAGGCGUUCUAAAAUGGCGAACCGUACAGUGAAGGAUGCGCACAGUAUCCACGGCACCAAUCCUCAGUAUCUGGUGGAGAAGAUCAUUCGGACGCGAAUCUAUGAGUCCAAGUACUGGAAAGAGGAGUGCUUUGGACUGACGGCUGAACUUGUAGUCGAUAAAGCCAUGGAGUUGAGGUUUGUGGGUGGUGUCUAUGGUGGCAACAUAAAGCCAACUCCCUUUCUGUGUUUGACCUUGAAGAUGCUUCAGAUUCAACCUGAGAAGGAUAUCAUUGUAGAGUUUAUCAAAAAUGAAGAUUUCAAAUAUGUCCGUAUGUUGGGAGCACUUUACAUGAGGCUGACAGGCACUGCAAUUGAUUGCUACAAGUACUUAGAGCCUCUCUACAACGACUAUCGAAAAAUCAAGAGCCAGAACCGAAAUGGGGAGUUUGAACUGAUGCAUGUAGAUGAGUUUAUUGAUGAACUGCUGCACAGUGAGAGAGUCUGUGACAUCAUUCUACCCCGGCUACAGAAACGUUAUGUGCUAGAGGAAGCUGAGCAGCUGGAGCCUCGGGUCAGCGCUCUAGAAGAGGACAUGGAUGAUGUGGAGUCCAGUGAAGAGGAGGAAGAGGAGGAUGAGAAGUUGGAGAGAGUACCCUCACCUGAUCACCGCCGGAGAAGCUACCGAGACUUGGACAAGCCCCGUCGUUCUCCCACAUUGCGCUAUAGGAGGAGUAGGAGCCGGUCUCCCAGAAGGCGGAGUCGGUCUCCUAAAAGGAGGAGGGAUCUAACCAAUCAUUUCCACAGCCCCUCCCCUCGCCGAGAAAGGCAUCGGAGCAAAAGCCCAAGACGUCACCGCAGCAGAUCUCGAGACAGACGGCACAGAUCCCGCUCCAAGUCCCCAGGUCAUCACCGUAGUCACAGACACAGGAGCCACUCGAAGUCUCCGGAAAGAUCUAAGAAAAGCCACAAGAAGAGCCGGAGAGGGAAUGAGUAAUGGACUCAGUUUGGUAUUAGUCCAAAUGGCCACCUGUGGAUCCGAAGGCAUCUCUGUGGAAGGAUUAAGAUCUACUCCCCAGGCAGCUAUGAGAAUAUUUUAGCUCUUUUUAACCAAAUUUCUCUUUUCUUUUUCUUAAAUGAAAGAGGUGCUGUUUUGUAUCUCUCUGAGUCAUACUCCACAUUUGAGGGAUAGUGCUUCCCAAGGGCUGCUUUGGACCCCGUUGUGCAACCAACCUUGACUGUACUGAAAUUUGUAAGGGUAGAGAGGAUGACUGACAAGGACAGGAUGUGGCUGGCUGUUGACCUUUUUGUUAUUAAAUUUUAUACACCCAUUUUCCAUUUUUCUGUAGUUUAGUUUUGUUUUGCUCCAUGAUGGUACCUAUUCUGAGAAUCCUGAGAUCUGUGCUGCUCAGUAAAACCUAUCAAGUCAGUAAAACCUAUUAACUCUGUUUUUCCCCUCCCCCAACAUGUCCAUGUAGUAAUAAUAGCAUGAAAACUGAUGAGUUAGCAGCAGCUUUGUAAGAAGAAAAGAAUGCAUUCAAAUGUAGGACUUCCUCCUCUGGAUCAUUUAAUCCAAUUGCAUUGAACAGUUCAACGAUGAAACUUAAUACCUUUUAUACAACAUUCUUAUAGAGUAUUUCUUCUUCCCCAGGAGCCUUGAAUUUUAGGUUAUGGUGCGCAGCCUUUAUUUUGUAAGCACUGACAUUAUCCAAGUAUAGUCAGUAGCAGUAGGGCAACAAGAUUGAAAAGAAGAGGAAAGUAUCUAAUACCACUCAGGGUUCUGACCUGAGUUGCUGGAAAAUAGUGCCAUUAAUUCACAAAGCUACAAAAUACAGCAGGAAGAGGCCAGGCUUUAGAGGGGCGUGUGGUCAAAGUUGUGUUAGUAGUAACAAGUGAUGCAUUCAAUUUAUCCUAAAGUGUAAUUAGAGGCUGCUGUGGUAUAAUUAGAUAAACCCAGGUUGUUAGGAACUGGAGUUGAACAUAGUGAUCUAACCCUGAACUGACAACAUUUAGGUAACUGUGGAAUAUGCAGAAUUAAAUGGGAUUGCCCAGGAAGUGUUUAUGUAAGAAAAGCCAACAACAGAAUCAGUGGCAACACUCAACACUGGUAAGAGGAAACAGCGCAAUCAACCAACUGAAAAUGAAAUGAACCACUCAGAAAGUUGGGAGACAGUAUGGCAAAGAAGCUAAGGGUCUGAAGAUUCAGAAGCAAAAUAAGAAAUGCAGAGUGUCCAUGGGCACUGAUAAUCAAGAGGGUGUUGGGAUCUUUGCUAGAAGAGUUCAGUCUACCAGUACUUACCUUUCCUCCUCUAAAAACGGAAAAGUGAAAAAAAGGAAUGGGGGAGGGGGGGUGAUUUGACUUCCUGCAGCUCUGGACUCAGCAAGAAUUAUGGAGACCAACUGCCUCACAGAAUCCAGUUUCUUGGGAAGUUAUAUCUGGUCAUAUGAUAAAUAUUCUUUUGCUUGCUAUUGAACUGAAGGACUUUUGCAAUCUUAAAGCAUUUUGGGAUAUUUGAGAUUUCACAUUCUUCAGUGAUUCCUGAUAAUACUUGAGUUAAUAAAAGUUGACCAUAAGAGCUAUUGUUAUCCAUUAUACAACUAUAUAUAGGACUGCCUUUAAGAAUUAAAGAUAAGCACUUCUAUUUACAUUUGUUAUUGAGACCUAGCAGUUAUUUCUUUACCAAAGUGAUCUAGAUGGAAAGAAACGUCUUCUGGCUUAAUGACCUGCAGACCAAGUUAUCCAGUAUUAUUGUUAAAAUAUUCACUUUAAAAUGUAAGAUUCAAAAAUUCAAAACCUGCCCCCCCAAAACCCCAACAACUUUUAAUAACAGAAAUAAGCCUCCCCAAUCAAUCAACUUAAUGCAUACUUAUUCAGGUAUAUGGUGAAAUCUGAACCAAAUUUCUAGUAACACAGCCAACUUAUAGCAGGAAGCAGAUUGUUCCUAUUCUUUCAUUAUUUCAAAGAGCUAAGAGUUCUUCAGUUUGAUAUGUUGAACAUCUCUAGAGAUUGGUGUGGUAAAUUACAGAACUGCAGAGGAGAUGGAGCUUAAGGACAAACUUUGCUGAGGGCGAUUUCUGUCAUCUAUGUGCUAGCCUAACUAGACGAGGCCCUAGAACUGUAGCUUUGUAACUCUGACUAGCCAAUAUUAAGGAACACUUUAUAUUUUACCUCUGUAACAUAUAUUCUGUAACUGUUGAAACAAAUUUCAGGAAAAAAAUAUUCCUUAUGCAAAA